This is a messenger RNA of Callithrix jacchus (white-tufted-ear marmoset), 2517 nucleotides long. It is a transcript of the gene KCNS3, whose product is annotated as potassium voltage-gated channel modifier subfamily S member 3. Gene Ontology annotation, biological process: protein homooligomerization; action potential; potassium ion transmembrane transport. The record is from RefSeq and is a predicted model, not a curated record. Gene Ontology annotation, molecular function: voltage-gated potassium channel activity; protein binding. NCBI's taxonomy places the organism in Eukaryota, Metazoa, Chordata, Mammalia, Primates, Cebidae. Gene Ontology annotation, cellular component: membrane; voltage-gated potassium channel complex.
ACUGAGCGCUCUCGCUCAGUGCAGCGGGGCCAGCGAUGCCUUCUGGACCACACGCUGUCCUCGCCGAGGUCCUGGUUUGUUCUCAACCUCGGCUAAAGGCAUCGUCCCCUGACUGCCUCUUCCAUUCGUCCUUCGGAAAGGGGACCCAACUGGUUCCUCUUCUACCUAUGAGGCGCAUCUGCUUGGUGCAAAUGUCCAGCCACCUCUUCUGACUCGGUGAGUCGAGGAAUGAGACAAAGCAUCUUGUUCUGCACCGUGCAUGAGUCUUCAGGCAGCGGGACCGGUGGCAAACAUUGGCAGGAACUGGAGCUGUGAGAGUGAUUUUCCAGUGAUUGCUUUGGCCUGUAUCACCAGAGAACAGGAUUCUUCCCUUCUUUUUGGUCACCAAAUGCCUAUGUCCACCACACAUUCCAGUGUGCUGAGAAGGGCAGAGCUUCUUGGAUGAUGAUGGACGUCCCACCGGGCAGGAUGAAGGCAGAGCGUGUGGCAUCUCCACCUCAAGGGUGCAGUGUGAUCUUCCUCGUCUCCCUCCGCAGCCAGCACUCUGCCUCCUGUAUCCACCAUGGUGUUUGGUGAGUUUUUCCGUCGCCCUGGACAAGACGAGGAACUUGUCAACCUGAAUGUGGGGGGCUUUAAGCAGUCUGUUGACCAAAGCACCCUCCUGCGGUUUCCUCACACCAGACUGGGGAAGCUGCUCACUUGCCAUUCUGAAGAGGCCAUUCUGGAGCUGUGUGAUGAUUACAGUGUGGCCGAUAAGGAGUACUACUUUGAUCGGAAUCCCUCCUUGUUCAGAUAUGUUUUGAAUUUUUAUUACACGGGGAAGCUGCAUGUCAUGGAGGAGCUGUGCGUGUUCUCUUUCUGCCAGGAGAUUGAGUACUGGGGCAUCAACGAGCUCUUCAUCGAUUCCUGCUGCAGCAAUCGCUACCAGGAACGCAAGGAGGAAAACCACGAGAAGGACUGGGACCAGAAAAGCCAUGAUGUGAGUACUGACUCCUCGUUUGAAGAGUCAUCUCUGUUUGAGAAAGAGCUGGAGAAAUUUGACACACUGCGAUUUGGCCAGCUCCGGAAGAAAAUCUGGAUUAGAAUGGAGAACCCAGCGUACUGCCUGUCUGCUAAGCUUAUAGCCAUCUCCUCCUUGAGCGUGGUGCUGGCCUCCAUCGUGGCCAUGUGCGUUCACAGCAUGUCAGAGUUUCAGAACGAGGAUGGAGAGGUGGAUGACCCAGUGCUGGAAGGAGUGGAGAUCGCAUGCAUUGCUUGGUUCACCGGGGAGCUUGCUGUCCGGCUGGCUGCUGCUCCUUGUCAAAAGAAAUUCUGGAAAAACCCUCUGAACAUCAUUGACUUUGUCUCCAUUAUUCCCUUCUAUGCCACGUUGGCUGUAGACACCAAGGAGGAAGAGAGUGAAGAUAUUGAGAACAUGGGCAAGGUGGUCCAGAUCCUACGGCUUAUGAGGAUUUUCCGAAUUCUAAAACUUGCUCGGCACUCGGUAGGACUUCGGUCUCUAGGUGCCACACUGAGACACAGCUACCAUGAAGUUGGGCUUCUGCUUCUCUUCCUCUCUGUGGGCAUUUCCAUCUUCUCUGUGCUUAUCUACUCUGUGGAGAAAGAUGACCACACAUCCAGCCUCACCAGCAUCCCCAUCUGCUGGUGGUGGGCCACCAUCAGCAUGACAACCGUGGGCUAUGGAGACACCCACCCGGUCACCUUGGUGGGGAAGCUCAUCGCCAGCACGUGCAUCAUCUGUGGCAUAUUGGUGGUGGCCCUUCCCAUCACCAUCAUCUUCAACAAGUUUUCCAAGUACUACCAGAAGCAAAAGGACAUUGAUGUGGACCAGUGCACUGAAGAUGCACCAGAGAAGUGUCAUGAGCUACCUUACUUUAACAUUAGGGAUAUUUAUGCACAGCAGAUGCACGCCUUCAUUACCAGUUUCUCUUCUGUAGGCAUUGUGGUGAGCGAUCCUGACUCCACAGACGCGUCCAGCAUUGAAGACAACGAGGACAUUUGUAAUACCAUCUCCUUGGAGAAUUGCACAGCAAAAUGAGCAGGGGUGUUUGUGCCUGUUUCUCUUAUCCUUUCCCAACAUUAGGUUAAUACAGCUUUAUGAACCUCAAUGGGUUUGUUAAAAUCAUUUAAUUCUCAGGGUGUACCUUUCAGCCAUAGUUGGACAUUCAUUGCUGAAUUCUGAAAUGAUAGAAUUGUCUUUAUUUUUCUCUGUGAGGUCAAUUAAAUGCCUUGUUCUGAAAUUUAUUUUUUACAAGAGAGAAUUGUAAUAUGGUUUUGGAAUAUAAGAUAAACGGUAUUGGGUGGGGUUUGUGGCUACAGCUUAUGCAUCAUUUUGUGUUUGUCAUUUACUCACAUUGAGCUAACUUUAAAUUACUGACAAGUAGAAAUCAAAGGUCCAGCUGACUGAGACUACAUGCAUGUAAGAUCCACAAAAUGAGACAAUGCAUGUAAAUUCAUGUUCCUGUUCUAGACUUGGAAAUUAGGAGCUUAAUAAACUUCCUAAUUCUGUAUGGAGAA